Drosophila ananassae is the source of this 447-nucleotide messenger RNA. RefSeq lists its product as uncharacterized. The transcript has a single exon. The record is from RefSeq and is a predicted model, not a curated record. NCBI's taxonomy places the organism in Eukaryota, Metazoa, Arthropoda, Insecta, Diptera, Drosophilidae. Bases 1 to 447 code for a protein of 148 amino acids.
AUGGCAAACAAUGACACCACACAAGACGACGCCGACGCCUUUCACGAUACCUUUACUCGCGGUUCCGACGCAGUUAUUAACAGCGCAGCGGUUAAAAUUCCGCCCUUUUGGACCGAGCACCCAGAAUUAUGGCUGUCGCAAAUCGAAGCCCAAUUCGUUCUGGCAGGAAUAACUGCAGACGACACGAAAUUCAACACGAUCCUGGCGUCAAUCGAAGCACCGGUACUGGCCCGAAUUGCCGACGCCAUCGUCAACCAACCAGGCACAGGCAAGUACGAAAACUUAAAGUCGUGCAUUUUGGAACGCUUCUGCGAAAGCGAGCAGAAGAAAAUCCAGAAGUUGAUUUCGGAGACUGACCUUGGUGACAAGCGCCCCACAGAACUGUCCAACGAGUUAAACGCACUCGCCAACAAAUUUGACGAAACUUUCUUAAAAGCACUUUUUUAA